CUGGGGACGUCAGGACUGUCGCUGACCGCGUCGUGAGUCCGGGAUCUCCACCGGAGCUGAGCGGAUGCCGAGUGUGCCGCUGCUCCGACGCCUGGUCCCCAUGGCCACCCGCUUCUGUUCGGCCCGGGGCAGCGCGGGAUCGGUGACCGUCGGCCCGGUCGAGGCUGCCAUCCGCACGAAGCUGGAACAAGCCCUGAGCCCCGAGGUGCUGGAGCUGCGUAACGAGAGCGGCGGCCACGCAGUCGCCCCGGGCAGCGAGACGCAUUUCCGCGUGGCCGUGGUGAGCUCUCGUUUCGAGGGACUGAGCCUCCUGCAACGGCACCGGCUGGUCCACGAGGCGCUGUCGGAGGAGCUGGCCGGGCCCGUCCACGCCCUAGCCAUCCAAGCCCGGACCCCCGGCCAGUGGAGGGAGAACCCUCAGUUGGACACUAGCCCUCCCUGCUUGGGUGGGAGCAAGAAAACUCGAGGAACCCCCUACCCCUAGGAGAUGGGGAGGACCCGGAUCUGAAUGGGCUGGGUGAGAAUGAACAACCUCAACACUUGGUUUGUAAUGAUGAGGACCCCUGGGCCCCAUUCAGUUGACACAUGUUCUCUAGUAAGCUUGUUGCGGGUCAACUUAACCUAAGGAGAAGCUGUCUACUUUUUCUAUGUGAAACUGUCCACAAGGAUUUGCACUGCUCCUGAUGAUUAAAACAUUAAAAGACAAGUUAUACCCUAUGAGGUAUGUUGCUGCAUAUUUAA
Perognathus longimembris pacificus (Pacific pocket mouse) is the source of this 741-nucleotide messenger RNA. It is a transcript of the gene Bola1, whose product is annotated as bolA family member 1. The coding region runs from base 65 to 484 and encodes 139 amino acids. The transcript is spliced from 2 exons. NCBI's taxonomy places the organism in Eukaryota, Metazoa, Chordata, Mammalia, Rodentia, Heteromyidae. Gene Ontology annotation, cellular component: mitochondrion. The record is from RefSeq and is a predicted model, not a curated record.